Macrosiphum euphorbiae (potato aphid) is the source of this 822-nucleotide messenger RNA. The record is from the annotation of a GenBank genome assembly. Lineage: Eukaryota; Metazoa; Arthropoda; Insecta; Hemiptera; Aphididae.
AUGAAUACCAUUACCGACAGCUCAACCCCAACGGCCAGGACCAUACUGUUUGCGGGGGAGAUUUUGGUAUGCACAUCAAUGGUUGCUGGAAUAACCAUACUCUUAUACUUUUUAGUAGCACGAAGUCCACGCGCUAUUCAUUUGGCGACGGCCAACGUCUCCUCAUUCGCCAUGUACGUGGCGCCCUAUGCAAUGAAUUUUACGGCAUGCUGGUAUCUGCUGUUAUUGUUCGAAAGGCUGAUCCUGUCCAGCAACGUUGUAGUCUUAACGACCCAGUACUACUUAUCGUCCAAAAUAAUCUUGAACGUCGCCGCGUUCGUCGUCAAGCAACAUCUGUUUUGGACAAGGUCCAACUGCUUCUACAAAGCAAUGUUGUUCAUCGGCCACUUGGUUCUGGUAGCCGCGUCAGAAGCCAUGUGCUACGAAAAAUACGAAAAGACGACGAUACAAGUCUCUAUGUUACUGUUGCUCUGCCUGACCACACUCAUAUUGAUGGCACCGUCAAAUACGUAUCAAAGGCUGGUGUAUACCGACUUACUCACUUGGAAACGGUUUUCACUGGUGUAUGGACUGGUAACAAGCGCGUGCCACAAUUGGCUUAAUUCUGGCAGCAGAGGCACUGUCGAUACGUUGCUGCUGGUGCUGGUAGUGCAUGUGCAGCUGGUGUUUCUGUGCGUCACGUACUUUUCAGAUGGCCAGCAAAUAUUGCGCAACAUUGUUGGUCUCGGCACAUACAACCCAAUGGCCGAUUCUCUGGAUAUAUAUUUCACGAUGGACUCGAUAGUGUCGAGAACGGGCGCGUACAUCGAACACCGCCGUUAA